Messenger RNA from Brassica napus (rape), 470 nucleotides. Its product is annotated as defensin-like protein 159. The record is from RefSeq and is a predicted model, not a curated record. The coding region runs from base 106 to 342 and encodes 78 amino acids. The transcript is spliced from 2 exons. NCBI's taxonomy places the organism in Eukaryota, Viridiplantae, Streptophyta, Magnoliopsida, Brassicales, Brassicaceae.
GAAAAAUAACAUCACAUACCUUAUAACCAGUAUAUAUAUAGACAUAUAAUCAUUUUUACACCCACAGUCAUUGAAAAGAAAAAUAUCAAACAAAGAAUACUGAUCAUGACGAAGUUAUCAUGUUCUUAUUUUCUUGUACUGGUGAUUAUAUUUUUAGCGUGUUUAAUGGUUGAAAGAGCUGAGGGAAAGCUAUGUCAAAUAACCAUUAACAAAGAACAGACAUGUAUAAUAUCCUUUUGCAUUCAAGAUUGCUAUGCGCUUUAUAAUGGCGUUGGACAUUGUUUGGACGAUCCUAAAAUUCCCGGACAUAAUCUUAACUGUCGCUGUAAAUAUAAUUGUUAAAAGGAUAAUUUUUUGAAGAAAAUGUGAUAAAUAUAUUAAAUAAAUGUAAGGUUUCUUGUGUUACAAAAACAUGUAAGGUUUCUUUAACUGGAAUAAACAUUAUGGAGAAUAAAUGUAAGGUUUAAUUU